Messenger RNA from Linum trigynum, 8579 nucleotides. NCBI's taxonomy places the organism in Eukaryota, Viridiplantae, Streptophyta, Magnoliopsida, Malpighiales, Linaceae. The record is from the annotation of a GenBank genome assembly.
CUUCCCUUCACUUAGGUUUUGAGGAACCCUAGCUAUGUUUGUUUGAUUGGAUGAUUGUAUGAGUACUGUGACUUGAUAAUCUUGAGUUCAUAUUCAAUCUAUGCAUGUUUUUAUGAUUCAAUUAUGCUUUAGUCAAGAUUAUUGAUUCUGCUUUGAUCCUAUGAGAGCGAAUACCUGAUUAGGUCAAUAGAGCACCAUAAAUUGAUAGUAGUGGAUCGAUUGCUUUAGUCGAGGGUUGAUUCGCUGCUUUGUAUCGAUUGAGAACCUCUUUCGAUAGAGGGAAUCUAGUUCAGAACGCCUUGAUCGGUUGUUCUAGAGAAGGAUACGUCCCUCUAGGAAAUUGACUCAAGAGGGCCUUGUUCCUUUAGUCGAGACUCAGGGUCUAGUCAAGGAUUCUCCGCAUUGUGAAUGAAAGUGAAACAAGUUAGAAAUCAUCAAUCUUUAGUCUGGCUAGUGGUUAGGGGGAAUCAUACCUAAGUGAGUUCCCAACCUAUAAUUAGAUUAACUGUAGUUUACUAGAGUAGUUUUAGUUCUUUCAUCUUAAUCUGGUUUGCUAAAUAAUAAACUGAAGCUGAGUAAUAUAACUCUAGAGACCCGUGGAUUCGAUAUUUAUUACUUGAGUCACUAUACUGCAGUCUCUUUCAUUGGUUACACUUGGCCUUUGUUAGGAGUUGUGUCAUAGAGAGUCAGGACCACACUCCCCCCCCCCCCCCUCACAAAAACCCUCAUCUCUCAAUAUUCAUAGUAAGUUUCACCACAACCUCUCAACAAGAGGACCGUCGCCAGGGCCGAGGAGAGCAAGAGGACAUAGUAGGGGGAUUUUUAGCUCUGAUUGUCGGUGGAGCCUUGCUCGGGGAAUUGAGCUGGCAAACGGGGGUAAAUUCUAUGCCUUGCGGUUUUUCAAGUAUUUUCCUUAAGUACUUUCAAGUAUUGAUUUGCGUGAUGUAUGUGCAGUAUUUGUGUCAUGUUUGAGAUUGCAUGAUUAUGUUUGAUGGUAUGUGCUUUGGUUGAGCUAUGAUUUGAAGUGAAUGUGUGUUAUUUAAUUACCUUAAAGCUUUACGUUAUGAGUGAUUGUUAAAGUUUAAGAAACAAUUUCUUUUUAAGAAGAAACUCACCUCAAGAAGAUGAAGUCAUUUUAAGUGUUUUUAGUCACUAGCGCCAGUCCGUUGCCAUUUGAGAUUUUCAGAUAGAGCAGUAGUAUACUCUUGAGACUUUUAAGAUGAGCAACAUUUACGCUCCUGAGACAUUUAAGAUGAGCAUUAGAUAUGCUCUUGAGAAUCGUGGAAGAAGAGCCUUCCACGAUAAGUUUAAGUUUAAGGAAAGCCUGGAGGGCUUCUCAUACAUAUGAGUUGGCAACCGGACUAGCUAGUGAGGGAUCCCCGUGUCAGUAAAGUAUUUAAGUGGAGAUUUGAGCUUUAAGAAUACAGUUUUAAGAGUCAAGAUUUUUAAUAGUGGAAGUACAAAACAACUUCCACUAAGUUAAGUAAAGUGAUCAAGUAUUAAUAAGAUGUUAAACGUAAGGGCGUAGACUGACCACAUCUCACUCGCCAGUUUGAAGAGCUAGAGGAGUUAGAGGAGCAGUUAGUGAGCAGCGAGUGCAGCCAACUAGAGGAGAGCAGUAUAAGCGUCACAAGGAUGCUUAGUCAAGGUUUUCAGUAGCAACAACAUUAGAGAUUAUUAGUUAUUUACAUUUAUGAUUAUGAGUAUAGACUGGAGAUCAUUUUGAGUUUUUAAGUAUUGAGUUUGCCCAUGUGUUAGGGCGUUGCUCUUAUCUACAAGUGCGUGUUUUAAGUAUUUUAUUUAGUAAAAGUUUUCUAGCUUCAAUUUAAGAUUUGAGUAUUUUAUUUAUCAAGGGAAUUUUAGUAAAAGUAGUACCCGGACGGGUUAGGGUGUUUAUUUUUGGUAUUAGAGUCGGUUUUCCUCUGUUCCUUGGUCUCCAAGGAAUACUAGAAUAUCAGUCUAAGUUUUAAAGGCUUUUGUUUUAAAGGAUUGGAAAAUGAGUCAAGGGUUUUCUUUUAAGAGUUUACGGAAUCUCCAGUCUACUCUAAUCAUAAUAAGGUGAAUAGCUAUGAAGGUGCGACAUGACGAAAUGGUAGCGCGAGGGUGCGAUUGGUUUAAGAAUAAGCUAGGAGACGAUUUAGUUAACACGUCGUGGUUUGUCAAAUGAGAGAUCUAGGAAUAUGACGAUCGUCAGUAAGAAAGAAAGAAUGCAAGAAACACGACCAACCCAAGUAGAAUCUCAAAGGCUCUCAAGAUCAAGUAUCUCGUCGACAUGAUGGAUAGUAGUUCUUGAAUUAGUUAACCAACUACUCGGACGUUAUCAAACAGAUCAUCAUCAUCAACCUAGAGAAGGAAGGAGGAACGUUACAAAGGUCUGUGGAGGUAGAAUCAAAAGUACGAGGAAUUCAACUCCAAACACCAGCAAAGAGGUGCCAAUUGAAAGGGAAUACAUCGAGGAUUUUGAAGGAGUUGAGAGAGGAGUACGAGGAUUUUACUACUUGGAGACAAGUGGAGGAUCUAAUAAGCUAAGACAAACAAAUGGGAGAAAUAUGAAUCUCCGAAGGAAGAGGUACAAUCACUAGAUGCAGUAGCUAUGAUAAUUGGAGGAUGUCAGGGUCUUUGGUCCUAAGUAGUGGCGAGGAGGAAACGGUUCAAGAAAUAAAGAGGUACCACGAGACGUCCCUCAACUAGUUUUAGUCGUCGAUGGCUCGACGAUAUUACAACACAGUGACCAGGAGUAGUGGAAAGCUUAGACAUUAAGAUAAGCUAUGUUAGUAUAAAUGAAGCAAAGGAGGAAAUAAGUAGGUUACAUGGAGUAUGAAAGGACUUCAAGAAGUUAAAAGGGCAAGGCGGCGAGGAGGCAUGGUCGUUUACAUAUGACGAUAAAGGAACCCUUAUAGAUAAACUACGUCAGUAGUGAAAAGGGUACAUGACACUGGGGAGUUAGGCUGAUAGCAAGCCUUUAAAAGGAAAAAGACAAGAAUCAAGAUAAUCGAGGUAGAGGAUGAGCUUGGAUCAAGAAUAAUAAUGUUCUAGUGAACAACGCCAAUCUAGAAAGAGGAUAGAUUGGGAUAUGAGAGACCCUACAAACUACUCAGAUCAUGAAAGGUCAGGAAGUUGUGGGACCAUUUAAAGGGGAAUGCAAGAGUUCGUGAUGAUCUUUUGUGUGGUUGUCCUAUCCUAAAAGGAGGGAGCACCUAGCCAUCUAGGGUACAUGAGAGGUGUCAGAAGGAGGAACCUCAAUAGUAAGUUGGAAAUAGGGGGCUAAGAGCUUAAGUCUCGAAACUAGCUAUAAGAGUAAGUCAUUAAUCCAAUUGAGUAUAGACUAGUAAGUGGAACGUUCAAUAAAUGUUCUAGUGAAUGGCAGAGAAUUCGAGGAAGCACAUGGAAGUUUUGAUGAAGGAUUGAGAAUAUGUCUAGGUGACUCGAAUUCAAGAAACUGCAUAGUGGAGUACGACGAGGAAAAGCAUUACCAAGAAGGAGGAUAUCAUUAAGUUACCUUAUCCAAGGUGCCCCACUCUGAGUGGGAACAGCAUAGUAGGAUGUCAUCCAGAGGAAGCGGCUAGUUAAGGAUAGGUAAGACACGUUCAAUUAAGCCACUAAGAACUCAGACUAAGAGAUCAAGGCCAUAUACAUGCAUCAAUCGAGACAAAUGACGUGAAUGAGGUAUGUUAAAGCCUACAAAGGGAAACCCUCUAUUGGAAGCUUUGACCCAAGCAAAACGAGAAGAUACUCAACGGAGGUUGGUGACCAAAUACAAUACGAAGCAACAACAGAAGGUCAGUAAAAUUAAAGAAGCAAGGAGGACACCAUAGGACGUAAAAGAAAGAAAAUGGUGGUCAUCGACAGGGCGAUGUAUGCAUCUAGGAAGAUAGCUAGGAAAGGUCAAAACAGGAAUACAGAAGACAACAAGGAAGCUUUAGGUUGACUGCCAGUGGAGAACAGCUGAUCAAUAGUAAGUCCAUCGAGAAAUUUGGAACUGAUCGGUCAAAUUAAAGGUGGAAUCGUGGUCAUCGAGAAUAGUCAAAAGGAGAAACCUUAUAGAAAGUACAUAAGUGAGAAUAGACUAUAAGAACCUAGAGGUCUACGUCGAGGACAAGAAACAUCACGAAGAAGGGUUGCGAGUAAAGAAGUAAGGGGUAUGUAUUUAGAGAAGAUAUUUGGAUGCACUCAAAUGGAGUCAGAAUCGUUUUAAAUGAUGAGGAGGUGGUCGAAUUCUUGAAUGGACAGGUGGGGCUAGAGUUUGGAUACCAUGAUAAAAUUUGCAAGUCUUAUUAGAUAGACAAAGAGACCAUCUCAAAUAUCGAGCAUUAAUCUGGAAGUAUCAUGAGAGGAAUUUCAGUUAAGUUCUAAGAAUAACAUAAAGAUACUAUGAGACUGCAAAUUCAAGCGACAAUAAGUGAGUAUUAAGUUAGGCGGUCAGUGGUGAACAAGCAAGCCAAGGAGAAUGUCAUGAUUCUUGAAAGAAGCAUUAAUUUGAACGCAAGUUAGGACUGCGAUACAAUGGAUGUCUCUGAUGCAUACAGAAAAUAAAAGCAGUAGUAUGAGGUUUCGGCGUUAAGAAAGAAGUAACGAGGAGAUGACCAUUCAGUUUAUGGUUAAAGAAUAAGAUGAAGUAUCGAGGAAGAAAGUAAGAGAUACAAGUUAGGAGAUACAAGGACCUAGGUGAUCGAUGUGGUCAACCACGGACGAGAAUUACGUUAGAAGAGUUUUACGAUCUAAUAAUAAGGAGGUUAAGCCGUCAUUGGUAACCUUAGGGUUCGAGAGGGGCAUUAAUUGCAUAUGUACCGAAUAAUAGGGAUAGUGGUUGUCCGACAUGAGUUUUAAGUGCAUAUGCGGUGUGAGGGGUUAAGAAUCCACCACAACAUGCAUGAGCCAAUGAACGGAGGGAGGGAUUUAUACGUCAUGUCAUACAGGUUAAAAGAAAUACGUUUACUCAAAGUAUAGAGGAUUACCCCAAACGAGGAAUGAUGUAAUCACAGUGGACAAAUUUCGAGGGCGAAAUUUAUUUAAGUGGGGAGGAAAUGUGAUAUCUCGAUUUCGGGUUUAGGUUCAACAACAACUAUUAGGUGAAUUGGAUCAACAUGUCCAGUCAAGUCGGCAUUUUGUUCAUCACUUUUCAGUCAAGUUAUGAAACGAAAAGGACAGUGAGUCACUCAAGGUUAUACGAGUGCUACAAGCUAAGAAAAUGUAUAUGAUCAAAGGUUACCAACGAAGUUGUUAUGGUAAGAAUAAAUGAUCGUUGGAAGGAAGAUUAAGAAGGGUGUUGACGGGGGAUGAAUUCCGAGUAAAUUUUGGGGACGAAAUUUUUAUAAGGGUGGAGGAAAUGUAACACUCAGACCUUUGGGUUUAGGUUCGACCGAACGAUUGGAUCGACGGUUACAUACUAAGGGUUGCAAUCGUGGAUUAGUAAUAAUAAUAAUAAUAAUAAUAAUAAUUAUUAUUGUUAAUAAAAAACCAAUAUAUAUUUAUAGGGAGGGCAUGUGGCCGAGCAGCCCCCCAAAAAAACCCUCAUCUCUCAAUAUUCAUCGUCAGUUUCACCACAACCUCUCAACAAGAGGACCGCCGCCAGGGCUGGGGACAGCAAGAGGACGUGGUAGGGGAAUUUUUAGCUAUGAUUGUCGGUGGAGCCUUGCUUGGGGAAUUGAGCUGGCAACCGUGGGAAGAAGAAAAGUCAAGAGUGGGAGCGCAACACCCCUCGCGGUGACCCAGGGUUCGACGAUGGAUCCGCAUGAUGCAGCGGACGCCCCAAUUAGGUAAUGACCGCUUCUCUUUACUCGCCACUAGCAUCUAUUAGAGAUUGUUAUAUUGGAAGGGGCCAAGGGGUCUCGGGCAAAGAGAUUAUGAGCUGAACAUGUCCAAAAAUGAAAAUUACACUGGGAUAUAUGAUUAUGGUGGUUGUGAUUAUGCUUUAAUGAUGAUUAUAUGACUACUUUGUCCUCUUUCAUGGGGAUGAGAAGCGUAACUCCAUGUGUCCUUGUUGAUAAUCGAAGGACCAGGAAGUUGAAACCCUUGUGUAAGAAUUGGUUCGAGUGGUUCUGGUACCCAUGAUGAUCAUAGGUUAGUAAUGAAUGAUUCCACAACUUAAUUGACUAUGUAGAGUGGAGCAGAUGAAAGCCACAAGUGGGCGGCUUGUAUGGUGCAUAUGGGUAGUGAUAUUUGGUUUGCAUGGCCAUGAAGGGAUGGGUAGUUUGAGUGGCUACGUAAACAAGCUAAAGAUAUGUGACCAAAUGGAGGCGACCGAGCCCGCAGAAUCCAGAAGUGGUAGUCUCAUGGUUAGUUCAAGCCGGUCGACAUAAAUGCUGAGGUGGUGUAAAGGGGUAAAUUCUACGCCUUACGAUUUUUCAAGUAUUUUCCUUAAGUACUUUCAAGUAUUGAUUUACGUGAUGUAUGUGCAGUAUUUGAUUCAUGUUUGAGAUUGCAUGAUUAUAUUUGAUGGUAUGUGCUUUGGUUGAGCUAUGAUUUGAAGUGAAUGUGUGUUAUUUAAUUACCUUAAAGCUUUACAUUAUGAGUGAUUGUUAAAGUUUAAGAAACAAGUUCUUUUUAAGAAGUAACUCACCUUCAAGAAGGUGAAGUCGUUUUAAGUGUUUUUAGUCACUAGCGCCAGUCCGUUGCCAUUUGAGAUUUUCAGAUAGAGCAACAUUUACGCUCCUGAGACAUUUAAGAUGAGCAUCAGAUAUGCUCUUGAGAAUCGUGGAAGAAGAGCAUUCCACGAUAAGUUUAAGUUUAAGGAAAGUCUGGAGGGCUUCUCAUACGUAUGAGUUGGCAACUGGACUAGCUAGUGAGGGAUCCUCGUGUCAGUCAAGUAUUUAAGUAGAGAUUUGAGCUUUAAGAAUACAGUUUUAAGAGUCAAGAUUUUUAAUAGUGGAAGUACAAAACAACUUCCACUAAGUGAAGUAAAGUGAUCAAGUAUUAAUAAGAUGUUAAAUGUAAGGGCGUAGACUGACCUCAUCUCACUCACCAAUUUGAAGAGCUAGAGGAGUUAGAGGAGCAGUUAGUGAGCAGCGAGUGCGAGGGCAGCCAGCUAGAGGAGAGCAGGAUAAGCGUCACGGAGGAUGUUUAGUCAAGGUUUUCAGUAGCAACAACAUUAGAGAUUAUUAGUUAUUUACAUUUAUGAUUAAGAGUAUAGACUGGAAAUCAUUUUGAGUUUUUAAGUAUUGAGUUUGUCCAUGUGUUAGGGCGUUGCUCUCAACUACAAGUGUGUGUUUAAAGUAUUUUAUUUAGUAAAAUUUUUCCAGCUGCAAUUUAAGAUUUGAGUAUUUUAUUUAUCAAGGGUAUUUUAGUAAAAGUAAUACCCGGGGGGGUUAGGGUGUUACAUUUUCAUUACCAAAAAUAUUAGGGUUAAUACCCUAAUUUGGCCCGAAAUUUAGCGUAAGUGACAGUUCCGGCUACAUUUUUCAAAUAAGACAUUUAUAGACUACUUUUGAAACUAUUGGAUAAAUUUGGCCCAAAAUUUUCUUUGACUAUUAAUAUUGACGGUCAAACACUAUUUCGUUAGUGACUCAGCAAAAAAAUACUGAUGCCUGUCAUUAAAUAAUAGUAUGUUAAUUUUAUAAUUCAAUUAAAAAAAUUAACAAAUUAAAAAACUCUCCUUUUAUCAUCGCAAAAUCCCCAAAGAGGCAAAGACCCAAAUCCCCAAAUUCAAACGCUAAACUACUACAUUUUUUUCUUCUCCAACCUGACUUAUCACCUGCACUUACAACUGCGCCGUCAGAGCCAUGCGCGGCCUCAAGACCCGCACCAACUUCAUCUACCCUUCUCCCCCUCCAACGUCAACUCCCAUCACGUCGGCCAGUUUCGCUCGCUAUCGUCGCUGUCGCUAUCGUCCGUCCUUGAGAGUCUGCCUAUCGUUCAAUCGGUUCGUCUUCUUGUGGAAUCUCCGAUCAUCUGUCUUGAACGCUUGAUCGGAGAGUGCAAGGAAGGUGGAGGAAGAUAAAGCGGAUUGAGGCGAGAAGUCUGGUGGAAGAAGAAGAAGCAAGAGAGUAGGCUUCUGGUCAUCGGAUCUCACCUCCCCACUCGCCACCAGCGGAUCACCGCCAGAGUAAGAAAAGAAAAGCAAGAGAGUAGGCUUUUGGUUUCGUCAAUCGUAGAACCCUCCAUAAUCCCAAGUUCUUCCUCUGCCGGACCCAAAGCAAGAAGAAAGACCACCGAGCUCCAUCAUCAUCGUCAAUAGUCAUCUUCAAUCGCCAUCGUCAUCUUCAAUUGUCAAUCGCCAUCGUCAAUCGCCAUCUUCCCACCGGUGGCCCCUGCAUCUUGUCAUCUUCAUUCUUCAAUCAUCAAUCGUCGGUAAGUGUACUAUCGGGAAGAAGAUCAGGGAUUUUACCGGCGAGGGCGAUAGUUGCCGAUGAGAGUGAUUAGCGAUUUUGACCGUAAUUACUUUGUGCUUUUGAUUUUUUUUAAUUGGUUGCUUUGUUUCAUUUUGUUUUCCAUUUUUUCAGAAAAAUAAAUAAUUAUUUAAUGAUGUGGACCAGCCACAUCGGUUUUUUUUAUGAGUCAAUAACGGUGAAAAUGUUUGACCAUCAGUUUUAACGGUCAAGUCUAAUAGUUUCAAAAGUAAGCCAUAAAUAUUUUAUUUGAAA